This is a messenger RNA of Fusarium subglutinans, 1062 nucleotides long. RefSeq names its product 3 (2) 5 bisphosphate nucleotidase. Lineage: Eukaryota; Fungi; Ascomycota; Sordariomycetes; Hypocreales; Nectriaceae. The transcript has a single exon. Bases 1 to 1062 code for a protein of 353 amino acids. The record is from RefSeq and is a predicted model, not a curated record. Gene Ontology annotation, biological process: sulfate assimilation. Gene Ontology annotation, molecular function: 3'(2'),5'-bisphosphate nucleotidase activity.
AUGAACAGUCCGUACGCAAAAGAACUCUCCGUCGCUAUUGGUGCUUUGCAAAAAGCUGCUCAAUUGAGUCAAUCAAUUGUCUCUGAAAAGGACAAAGGCGCAAUCGAGAAGGAUGACUUGAGUCCUGUCACAGUUGCCGAUUUUGCAGUCCAGGCGCUCCUCACAGCGACGAUCAAGAAUGCGUUUCCAGAGGACAAAGUUGUGGGAGAGGAAGAUGCUUCGGACUUGAGACAGAACUCUGUGUUGAUGGAAAGGGUUUGGCAGCUCUUGGAGGGGGUUGCUGGGGAUGGGGAUACAGUGUCGCUGUGCAAGUUGCCUGAGAGCAGGGAGCAGAUGUGUGAUCUUAUUGAUGAGUGCGGCGCUAGUAGCCCGUCUGCCACUGGGAGAACUUGGGUGUUUGAUCCAAUCGAUGGGACGAAGACGUAUCUCCUCGGUCAGCUUUAUGCUAUCAACACGGCUUUGCUUGUGGAUGGUGAACAGAUUGUUGGGAUCGUGGGUGCGCCAAACUUGUCAAUUGAUGCAAAGGCACCUCUCAAGAACGAGGAUAUUGAUCCCAAGGGCGAGGGCUGUAUCUUCUUCGCCGUCAAGGGUCACGGCGCUUACAUUCGUCCCCUAAAAACCGAUCAACCAAGGCGACUCCCUCUUUACACCAACAACGACAUCAGCCUCGUCACCAGCUCAACAGUCAACUCCGCCCUCUUCCGCGUCCACGAAAACGUCGCCUCACGUCUCAACACUGCUUAUCCAGGAAACGACCUUCUGCCUUGGGUUCUGCGCUGGGCAGUUCUCGCAAUGGGUCUCGGGAACACGACAGUCUGGGUUUACAGACGUCCAGAUCGGUAUGCCAAGGUUUGGGACCACGCGGGCGCUAUGCUGUUGUUCGAAGAGACGGGUGGAAAGAUUACGGAUGUUUGGGGGAGGAAGAUUAACUUGGCAGCGGGAAGGAUGAUGAGUGCUAACUUUGGGUUUGUUGGUGCGAGGGAGGAACAUGAGAGAGUGUUGCAGGUUGUGAAGGAGGCGUACUCGGAGCAGAUAAAAUUGAGGACUAAUAUGCAUGCCUGA